Messenger RNA from Dipodomys ordii (Ord's kangaroo rat), 1734 nucleotides. It is a transcript of the gene Rfx8, whose product is annotated as RFX family member 8, lacking RFX DNA binding domain. Gene Ontology annotation, molecular function: RNA polymerase II cis-regulatory region sequence-specific DNA binding; DNA-binding transcription factor activity, RNA polymerase II-specific. NCBI's taxonomy places the organism in Eukaryota, Metazoa, Chordata, Mammalia, Rodentia, Heteromyidae. The coding region runs from base 1 to 1734 and encodes 577 amino acids. Gene Ontology annotation, biological process: regulation of transcription by RNA polymerase II. The transcript has 14 exons. The record is from RefSeq and is a predicted model, not a curated record.
AUGGACAAUUUCUGUACUUGUGAAGGGUCCAGCGUGCCUCGCUGUCUCAUGUAUGAGAUUUACAUGGAGACCUGUGGGCAGAAUGCUCAAGACCAGGUCAAUCCAGCAACAUUUGGGAAGCUGGUGCACUUGGUUUUUCCUGAUCUUGGCACCCGGAGGCUGGGCACCAGGGGAAGUACCAGGUAUCAUUAUGAUGGACUCUACAUCAAGAAAAGUUCUUUCUUCUACACCCAGUACUGUUAUCUACUGGGUAAAAAAGGCUGUCACAGCAGAGACAUGGUUCCCUUUGAAAAUUUUUCUGAUUAUAACAGUAUUAUCCAACAAGAAGAAACAUGUGAAAAUCAUAUUCCAAUAAAGACAAGUCCAGUUGAGCCUCCUCAGCUGGAAUUCAGAAGAUGUCCGUUUUGGGAACAAGAACUGGCAAAGAAAUACUCCUAUACAGUGAUGCUCUUGCUUGCGGAUGAGUAUUGUAACUACUGUCAAGACAUCUUGCACAAUGUGAGGAAUCAAGAACUGGAGAGGGUGGAGAGCUUGCUUACAUCCUUCUGGAAAUCUCUGCGGCCAGACACAAUCAUGCUGAUGACACUGCCUGAUGUGCGCCAGCUCUUGAGAUGUUAUGAUGUGCAGUUGUACAAGGGAAUUGAAAACAUUCUCCUUCAUGACUUUCUGGAAGAUGUUUCUAUUCAGUACCUGAAAUCUGUGCGGUUAUUUAGUAAGAAAUUAAAGCUAUGGCUUCUCGAUGCGUUGCAAGGAUUUCCAGCCCUCUUACAGAUCUGCAAACUCAAAGAAGUCACUGUGUUUGUGAAAAGACUACGAAGAAAGACCUACCUGUCCAACAUGGCCAAGACCAUGAGUAUGGUGUUGAAAAAUAACAGAAGGAUCAGGAUCUUGAAGUCAGAUCUGUACACUGUCAUCAGUCAAGGUGCUUUGGAUAUUUCUAAGAAAGUCCUGGCAGAUGACCAGAAUGAUGUGGGAGACCUGGAGAGCUACACAGAGAUGAAAUGUUUGAACUGUUUAAUUUCUUUGCUGGGAACAUCGACAGACCUCAGUGUGUUCCUGAAUUGUGUGUCUUCAAGUCUCCAGACAUUUGUCUUCCAGCCAAGCAGAAGCAAAGAGGAGUUUAUCAAACUGGCUGCAAGCUUCCAGCUAAGAUGGAACUUCAUUCUCACUGCUGUGAGCAAAGCCAUGACCCUCUGUCACAGAGAUAGUUUUGGGUCCUGGCAUCUGUUUCACUUGCUGUUUUUGGAAUAUGUGAUUCACAUCAUCCAGUCCUGCAUGGAGGAGGAUGAAGAAGAGGAGGAAGAGGAGGAAUUGGGGAGUCUGAAGGACUUUCUGUCAGAUGACCCAUCUCUUGUCCAGCCAGACCAAACUUUUUUUCACCUUCUAGAUCCUCCACCAACUCAGGAGUAUACAAGCCUAAAUGUGGAGUCACCCAGAGUGACACUGAAAUGCAUGAGCCCUAGCCACAGUCCUGUGGGUAUGAGCAGCAUGGUUCUCCAAGUCCUGGGCUUCCUGGUGGACACUGCCACAGGAAAUAAGCUCAUCCAAGUAUUGUUGAGAGACAGCACCACUGAGACCAUAGCUAAGCUCAGCCUUCCAGUGGGGCAAGAAGCCCUCAUCACCUUAAGAGAUGGACAAAGAUUUGUGAUCCAUAUAUCUGAUGUUACUCCAAGCUCCGAAAAUACCUAUUUGCAAGGAAGUAAUGCCAAUAUGCAAGAUGGUUUAUUGGAAUAG